AACGGGAUUUAUAACGAUAAUCUGGAAUGUAUUAGGAAUCGUUUGACGUCCGUGGAUGACGACAAGAAUCACUAUAAUCGUUCUAUAGUUAACACUAUUAAACGAGAAAAAAAAAAAAAAACGAUAACAUCUGCAUUUAUUCUUCAUAAAUUUUCGUCUAUCUUUUGCACGGACAAAUGAUUCUUAUCGAAUUACAUUAGACUUUAAUUCUUAUGAUUUUAAUUUAGUUCAAUUUCAGAUUCAAUCAAAUUCAUAUUAAUGAAUUCUUUAACGAUUUUAUAAAAAAGAAAAAAAAAAAAAAGAAAAAAUAAAAAAAAAACUAAAUAUUUUUUCUGAUCGACUUGUAAACAAAUUUUAUCAAAAAAAAAAAAAAAAAAAAAGAAAGAAAGAAAAAAAAAAUAUUUAUAAAUAGUAAGUUCAUACGCAUUGCAAUGUAAUAACGCGCACCUAGAUAACAAAAUAAUUACCAAUGUAAAUUCAUCCGAUCGUACAAGUUGUAUGUACAUACCAUCUUAUAGAACUUAAAACUAGUAUAACAAUAACAACAUUAUUAUAAAAGAAUACACUGUGCUGUUGAUUUUUAAUCGGAUCUUAAAUAGAUAACAUUCUAUUAUCCAAAGUUUCUUUGUUUUGCGCAAUAAAAUUCCUUCAAGUUCAUCUAGAUAUGUAUGAUAUUAAAUUUGUUCAAUUAUUAAUAUUAUUAUUAUUAUUAUUUUUUUUUUUUUUUUUUUAAUUUUAUCAACAAAAAAGCAUAGAAUUUUUAAAGAUAUCGAAAAUAUUUAGUAAUCAAGUAUUUAUCGAUUUUACUUAAAAUUUAUGUACAAAAGUUCAGAAGUUUGUUGAUUGUUAAAAAAUGGAAAGAAAAGAAUAUAUAUAUAUAGUUUAUUGUCUUCAUAUUGUUUGAAAGCUUAUCCUUUAAAUUAUAGAAAAUAAAUUUGCAUGUUUUUUGUAUGAUACGUCAUACGAAGAAGGUCGUUGCAAAUACUGUAAAAGCGUUAUAAAAAAAAAAAAAAAAAGAAAAAUACUAUCUAAGAAAGUAGUACAAGAGGAGUACUCCUCAUCCUUUCACUGCCUGUGAUGUCUCUUAUGAUUAUUUAUACAGAUAAUUACUCAGCAAGUAACAUAGAUUUCUUACAAAUGUGUUAUAAAUUAGAGGAAUAAAUAUAAGAAGAAACAGAUAUCAAAUAUAUAUUUGUUAUUGGUUUUUCUAAUUUAAAAAUACAUUUCGAACGGUGAUACCUUGCUGUUAGAGGACGUUUAUUAUAAAUAUAUCGAUUUAUUCCAUUAGAAGUAUUUACAGAGAAAACGAUUUAAAAAAAAAAAAAAAACAAAUUGACAUGUCUAUAUUCAAAGCAUACAUGUAUAAUAUUUAAGUAUGCACGGACGUUAGUAUGACUCACAGGAUAAUGUCAUUUGUCUACGAUGCAGCGACUAUGAUUUUAUAAGCGUUCUAGUAUCGGUAUAAACUCAAAAAGGAUUAAACAUGAACGUGCAUGAUUUACGUGACGGGCCUCCGUUAUUGCAAGCAAUAUUUCACGGGGAUGUAGAAGAGGUACGUGCAUUAUUAUCAAGACAAGAGGACAUUAAUUGGUUAGAUCUUGAACAACGUUCCCUUCUGCAUGCAGCAGCAUAUACAGGAGAUGAAAAUAUUGUAGAAACUUUAUUAUUAAAUGGUGCAUCAGUCAAUAUUAAGGAUAAAAAAUGGUUAACACCAUUACAUAGAGCUUGCUGUUCAAGCAAGCCUUCCGUAGUAAAUGUACUGUUAAGGUAUAAAGCAGAUGUAAACAAUAGAGAUCGAAGUUGGCAAACACCUCUACAUGUUGCAGCUGCAAAUAAUGCUGUAGAAUGUGUAGAACUUAUGAUUCCUUAUGUGUUAAAUAUAAACGUAACAGACAGGGGUGGAAGAACAAGCCUACAUCAUGCUGCGUAUAAUGGUCAUUUAGAAAUGGUAGAAUGUUUGACUCAAGCUUGUUGCGUAGUAAACGCAGCUGAUAAAAAAGACAGAAGAGCUUUGCAUUUUGCAGCAUAUAUGGGUUAUGAGAAAAUUGUUAAAUUACUAAUUGAAAAGGGAGCUGAUGUAGACGUUAAAGAUCGCGAUUUAUAUACUCCAUUACACGCAGCUGCUGCAUCUGGUAACGUUGAAUGCAUGCACGCUUUAAUCAAAGGUGGUGCAGAUAUAGAAUCCAAAAAUGUAUAUGGCAAUACACCUUUGCAUAUUGCUUGUUUGAAUGGACAUGUAGAUGCAGUUUCAGAACUCAUUGUCAGUGGUGUUAAUAUUGAAACUAUAAAUUAUCAAGGUCAAACACCUCUUCAUAUUGCUGCUGCUAGUACACAUGGUGUUCACUGCUUGGAAAUGUUACUUCAUGCAGGAUUAAGAAUAAAUGUUCAGUCUGCAGAUGGACGCACGCCAUUACACAUGACUGCAAUUCAUGGAAGAUUUACUCGUUCGAAAAGUUUACUAGAUGCAGGUGCUUUGCCUGAUAUAAAUGACAAAAAUGGAAAUACUGCCUUACACAUUGCUGCUUGGUUUGGUCACGAGUGCUUAACCACAACAUUACUUGAAUAUGGAGCAUCACCUGCAGCCCGUAACACGACUCAACGUACUCCUCUACAUCUCAGUUGUUUAGCGGGUCACAUAGAAGUUUGCAGAAAAUUAUUGCAAGUUGAUAGUCAACUUAUAGACUCAAAGGAUUUAGGAGGUAGAACACCGCUGCAUUUGGCAGCAUUAAAGGGUUCUGUAGUUUGUCUGGACUUAUUGUUAUCUAGUGGAGCUAAUUUUAGAUUAACUGAUAACGAAAAUAAGUUAGCUUUACAUUUAGCGGCUGGUCAAGGUCACUACUUUUGUGUUUUUACUUUGGUUGGAUUUGGUAGUGAUUCUAAUGCUCAAGAUUUGAAUGGUGCUACACCUCUUCAUUUAGCUGCAGCAGCAACAAAUUGUUCGGCAAAUUCUUGUGCACAGUGUGUGCAAUACUUAUUAAAACAUAGAGCAGACCCACAAGUAGGUGACAGACGUGGAUUUACAGCUAUACAUUAUGCAGUAACUGCUGGUAAUCAAUCAGCAUUAGAAUCAUUGUUACAAGCUACACUACCAGGUUCAAUUGCUCCCAAGAAGGAAUCACAAUUACCCUUACUUACGCCAUUACAUCUUGCGGCAUAUCAUGGUCAUGGUGAAAUAUUAAGGUUAUUAUUACCUUUAUUUCCAAAUACUAAUAUCAAAGAAGGUACUGGUAAAACACCAUUAGAUUUAGCAUCUUAUAAAGGUCAUGAAAAAUGUGUUCAAAUGUUAUUAAAUUGUGGUGCUUCAGUUUCAGUUGAAGAUUCUAUUACUAAACGUACACCAGUACACUGUGCAGCAGCUACAGGUCAUAUUAAAUGUUUACAACUUUUAUUGGAAAGAACAGAAGAUAUAAGUGUAAUAAAUCGUUACGAUAUAAAACGACGCACAGCUUUAACAUUAGCUGUAGCUAAUAGUAGAACAGAAUGUGCAAGUUUACUUUUGAAAUACAAUGCAGAUUGCAACUUACCCGAUAUGAAUAAACAUACGCCAUUGUUUCGAGCAGUGGUCAAUGCGAGAGAUCAUGAAUUGGUAGAUUUGUUGUUAUCACAUGGGGCACGUGUUGCUAUUCAGGAUACAAAUGGGAAAACACCAUUGCAUUUAGCUGCUGCAUGUGGAAGAUUGAAAGCUUUAGCUGCAUUAAUUAACGCUGAUCCAGUGGCAGCGACGUUAAAAGACGAUCAAGGUUGCAUAGUACUUCAUUGGGCUUGUUACAAUGGAAAUUCUAAUUGUGUAGAAUAUCUCUUAGAACAAAAUGUUAUUGAUUCUUUAGAGGGUAAUCCUUUCUCUGCCGUUCACUGUGCCGCUUAUCAAAAUUCAGCGCAUUGCUUGGAUUUGUUGAUAAAUAAAUUCGGUGGACAGACAGUUGCAGCUUUGAGAGAUGCACAAGGUGGUCGACUUCCUUUACACGUUGCUACUAGUGCAGGAUCGGUUGAAUGUGCACGACUCAUUUUAAGUUCUGUUGGACCUGAGUUGGCUGGGCUCGAAGAUUUGGAUCAUUACGGUCGGACACCUCUUCUAUGCGCUGCUGUUAAUGGACAAUGCAAUGCAAUCGAACUGUUACUCGAGUGGAAAGCGAAUGUUCGUGCCGUUGAUGCCAAUAAGAAUACAGCGUUGCACUUAGCUUGUCAAAGACGUCAUUCCGCUGCUGCUUUACUUCUUUUAGACUGGAUUGCUUCAAUUAGUUGCUUAGAAAAUACUCAACAAUUGCAACAACAACGUGUAGCAGUAAUUAAUAUGACUAACAAACAACAGAGAACACCCUUGCACUUGGCAGCAAGAAAUGGUCUCGUAAGGGUAACAAGAAAAUUACUCGAAUUAGGAGCAAGUGUUAUCGCUAUAGACGCUGAGGGUCUUACGCCAGCACUUGCAUGUGCUCCAAGUCCAGCGGUAGCUCGUUGUUUGGCUACUAUACUUGCUGCUCAUGGUCAACAUUGGGAAACAACACAACAUUCACCGUCUAUACAACAAACGUCAGAAGUUUAUUUGAAUGGAAGAAGUGGAGAUUCACAACACAGUUCAGAUUCAGAAUUCUACUGACAGCAGGUAACACGCUUAGACCAUCAAGCGUAUCAAGAUAUAAAUGCUGGUUCUAUUCAUGGCGACAUUGAAACUGCCAGACUACUUUGGGCAAGCUGUUGGCUUUUUUCAAUUUUUGCAUAAUAACCCCUCUCCCAGUUGUUGAAAGUAGGCAAUACCGAUGUGAUAGUUAGCCUCAAACAAAAAAAAUGAUCAUGACAAUACCCGCAUUUACCUUAUUAAAACAUUGAAUUUACUCAUUUCAUACAUAGUUGAUAAUAGUAAAUAUUGAUAAAUACAAAUACUCUUUAAUUUUUCGAGAGAAACACCAAUGAUUAUGUCUUAAAAUUCGGACGAUAAAACUUUUGUUAAUAAGAAUAACAACAAGCAUUAAUAAGAAUUAAUUUAUAUGCGUUGUACAAACAAUAAUUCUAAAAUAUCCUACAAAACAACAUUUUAUACGAGCAAAACCAAGCAAUUAUAUUGUCAAAUGGUUUAAAUAGUUCAAGAAUUUUGAAACGGCUAGUUUAGGGUUAAGCUAAUCACGUGCCAGAUUUGGCUAAUAAGAAAAUAUUUUUUAAAGUAGUUAUUAUAUUUUCCUAAUUUUUAGAUAAAAUUAUUAUCGAUUGUCAAGUAAAAAAAAAAAAAAUAUAUAUGAUAAUUACUCUAUAUAUAUAUAUAUAUCUUAUCAAACGUGUAUAUUUACAAGUGACAUAAGGGCAGUGUUGUUGAGAUUAACGGAAACGUUGAUAACGCAUUAAAAAAAAAAAAAAAAAGAAAGAAAGAAAAAGAA
Messenger RNA from Vespula pensylvanica (western yellowjacket), 5366 nucleotides. Its product is annotated as serine/threonine-protein phosphatase 6 regulatory ankyrin repeat subunit A-like. Lineage: Eukaryota; Metazoa; Arthropoda; Insecta; Hymenoptera; Vespidae. Bases 1484 to 4594 code for a protein of 1036 amino acids. Gene Ontology annotation, cellular component: cytoplasm. The record is from RefSeq and is a predicted model, not a curated record. Gene Ontology annotation, molecular function: protein binding. The transcript has 17 exons.